UAUGAAUCCUUAAAAAGUUUUGACUCCAAUUUACGCCGGCACACAUUUCUUGAAAGAUUAUCUACGUUUCAUACUCCCCUCCAAAAGUAGACAUCAUCUGACCUCCAAUAAUCCAUUCCCAUUUUUAACUUCAUCCAAAUCACCAUUCCCCCAUUCAAAUAUUAUUUAAUUCAAUAUCAACUAUUCAGUUUCAAUCUGCAACAACACUUCAAUGGAGUCUAAAGCCACUCGCCGUCUUCAAACAAUUCACAACCACAUUACCUCCGCCGCCGCCGCCGCCGGUCCACCGCCGUUGGUGCAACCCAACCACACUGCCGGAGAGUUCUUCAAUGAGCAAGGGUACAGUGUUGUUCUUCCAGAAAAAUUGAAUACAGGAAAGUGGAAUGUUUACAGAUCUAUAGCUUCUCCUUUGAAGUUGAUCACUACAUUUCCUGAUCACCCCGAAAUUCGUACCUUGCAUGAUAAUUUUGUGUAUGCAUCAGAAGCCUUUAGUGAUUACAAUUAUUUGGGUACACGGGUUCGUCCGGAUGGAACUGUUGGCGACUACAAGUGGACAACUUACGGGGAAGCAGCCACAGCUCGGGCGGCUAUCGGCUCUGGAUUAGUGGCCCAUGGAAUACCAAAGGGAUCAUGUAUUGGAAUAUAUUUUAUCAACAGACCAGAGUGGAUAAUUGUUGACCAUGCUUGCUCUGCAUAUUCUUACGUAUCUGUGCCCUUAUACGAUACCCUUGGCCCGGAUGCUGUUAAGUUUAUUGUGAACCAUUCUUCUGCACAAGCCAUAUUUUGUGUGCCACAAACAUUGCAUAGUUUGUUGAGCUUUUUGUCCGAGAUUCCUUCUGUCCGUUUGAUAGUGGUGGUUGGAGGUGUUGAUGAGCUGAUGCCAUCGCUUCCAUCAGCAACAGGCGUUAAGGUGGUAUCAUUUUCACAACUAAUUACUCAGGGUACUAGCAACCAUUACCCCUUUUGUCCACCAAAACCGGAGGAUGUUGCUACAAUAUGCUAUACAAGUGGUACAACUGGGACACCAAAGGGGGCUGUACUUUCCCAUGGAAACUUAAUUGCAAAUGUUGCUGGUGGAAGUCUUGGAAUUAGAUUCUAUCCGUCGGAUGUUUAUAUAUCUUAUCUUCCCUUGGCACACAUUUAUGAAAGAACGAACCAGAUUAUAUUGGCGUACUAUGGUGGCUCUGCUGGAUUUUAUCAAGGAGACAACUUGAAGUUAUUGGAUGACAUGGCUUUAUUAAAACCGACGAUUUUCUGCAGCGUUCCUCGGUUAUAUAACAGAGUAUAUGAUGGCAUUAUGAAUGCAGUGAAAUCAUCUGGUGGUUUGAGGGAAAAGUUGUUUAAUGCUGCAUAUAAUGCAAAGAGGCAAGCAUUAAUUAAAGGCAAGAACGCAUCUCCAAUGUGGGACCGAUUAGUGUUUGACAAAAUAAAAGCGAAACUUGGCGGACGGGUUCGUUUUAUGGUUUCAGGGGCGUCUCCGUUGUCUGCUGAUGUCAUGGAUUUUCUUAAAGUGUGCUUUGGUUGUCCUGUAUCUGAGGGGUAUGGAAUGACCGAGAGUUCUUGUGUUAUAACGUUUAUGAAUGUCAACGAUGUCACCUCAGGUCACGUGGGCGCUCCUAAUGCUGCUUGUGAAGUAAAGCUUGUAGAUGUUCCGGAAAUGAACUAUACAUCCUAUGAUCAACCAUAUCCUCGUGGAGAGAUCUGCGUGAGAGGACCGAUUGUCUUUCAAGGCUACUACAAAGAUGAAGUGCAAACGAGAGAAGUAAUCGAUGAAGAAGGAUGGCUUCAUACCGGAGACAUAGGAUUAUGGUCACCUGGAGGCCGCUUAAAGAUCAUUGACCGGAAAAAGAACAUUUUCAAAUUGGCACAAGGAGAGUACAUAGCUCCCGAGAAAAUCGAGAACGUAUAUGCGAAGUGCAAAUUUGUGGCACAAUGCUUUGUUUAUGGCGACAGCUUCAACUCUUUUUUAGUUGCUAUUGUCUGUGUGGACCCUGAUAUGCUCAAAGCAUGGGCUGCUAAGGAAGGAAUAAAGUUUGAAAGUUUGGAACAACUGUGCAAUGACCCGCGGGCAAGAAAAGCUGUCCUUGCCGACAUGGAUGCAGUUGGAAAGGAAGCUCAGCUGAGAGGUUUCGAGUUUGCAAGAUCCGUCACUUUGGUAGCCGAACCAUUCACCAUGGAAAAUGGUCUGCUUACUCCAACAUUUAAGGUUAAGAGGCCACAAGCAAAGGCACACUUUGCGAAAGCUAUAGCUGAUAUGUAUGAAGAGGUUGCGGCAUCCGAAUCCUCAGGCAAAAGAGUUCUUUGAAACCAACAUGAUUCUAUACAAAAGCCAUAUUCAUCUUAUAUUGGAAUUUGUAGUAUAUUCUGAAUUUCUGAUCAUAUUGUGAUGUUUAAAAACGUUUUUUAAACAUAUUUUCUCUAAAGACAUCAUUUUAUAAAUCUCUUUUCCUAAUUAA
Molecule: messenger RNA, 2456 nt
Organism: Helianthus annuus (common sunflower)
Lineage: Eukaryota; Viridiplantae; Streptophyta; Magnoliopsida; Asterales; Asteraceae
Product: long chain acyl-CoA synthetase 6, peroxisomal
Exons: 23
Coding region: 212-2305 (697 amino acids)
Biological process (GO): fatty acid metabolic process
Cellular component (GO): membrane; endoplasmic reticulum
Molecular function (GO): long-chain fatty acid-CoA ligase activity
Source: RefSeq, a predicted model, not a curated record